AUGGCAAUGCGUGGUGUAAUGCGAUGCGCAUGUAACAUAUAUUCAUCGCUCUUUAUAGGCGACAAUGUGGAUUGUUGGAUGGAAAUUCAGCAUGGCAAGGGUCCGUGGGCGCCACCCGUGUCUGGCAUCGUGCCGCUUGGCUCCACUCUCACUCUGGUCGUCGCCAUAAACGAUUAUCGAGGUGAGUUCGACAUGCGGGUCAAGUCGUGCGUCGCUUCGGAUGGAGGUGAUCAUACGAUACAGCUUAGCGACGAGUUCGGCUGCGUGCUGAGACCGAAAAUGAUUAGCCGGUUCUUGAAAGCGCGCGGUUCGGACGAUCGCGCGACCGUCAUCACGUAUGCCUUCUUUCAUGCCUUUAAAUUUCCAGAUGCAUUAAGUGUUCAUAUCAAAUGCAAGGUGGAAAUAUGUCGACAUGGUUGCUUGGAUCAUUGUCAAUUGAGCGGUUCUGUAGCUCACUAUAUUCAAGAAAGAAAGGAUCAAAUACGACCGCAAUAUAUUGAGAGUACAUCAGCCUCUAUCAUUUCUAACGAUAACGAUAACAGUAGCGCGGACAAAGACAACGAAGAUGCAAGUGACAGUGCGGAAGAACAGGAAGAUAGUUCUCUGUACGAUGACGUUAUCCAAAAUGGCGAUGAAAUGACAUCGAUCGGCGGACAUUUCCUGGACGUUGAAAAAUCAAUUCCAAAAGCACAGGCACAGACGAGUAAUCGACUACCUUUAACCGUGACUGAGACGCAACACGAUAGCGAGGUCCAUCCGGAUAAUGUCGAUUUAUCAAAACCAUUUAUGGAACCAUCGCGAGUAAACAGGUACGAGAGUGAGCAGGAUCAAUUCCCGCAUGGACCACGGAAUCUGGAAGAGAAUGGCGAUACGGUGCCGGUGACGCCGCUCUCCGCCAGCGUCACCCGCCGAAAACGCUCGGUGACGGUGACGGAUAGAAAAGCGCGCAGUGCCGACGUCGGCGUCAGCGGUAUUUACGAAGUCAUCUCCGAAGCGGAUCUGGCCUUUAGUCCGGACACGCACGCCGAGGCAGUGACGGUCUUUCAAGGCAGGAUACGCGAGGAGGUCGUUUACGGGAUCUGUCUGCCGGUGCCGGGUUUCAGCGCGCUUUUCAUCGUCGUUGCGCUCUCGGCGGUCGUUUCCGCCCUCGUUGCGGGCGCGAUGCUGCACCGGUUGCAAGCGCAGCGGGACGUCACCGCUGGUAGCAGGGAGAACGACCAGGCUGGGGUACACGCCAAUAACAACGGCUGGCUAUCUUAUGGUCUACUCCGCGUGCGUUGCACCCCACGAUCCACCCCUCAUCACCCCGAUCAACUACAACAAAAACAGAUCAACGUAGCUUCGCAGAUCGCUGCGGAUCCGUCAAUCGAGCGAAAUUGACGACACUUGACGACGCUUGACGACGCUUAAGCUCACGAUUUUAAAACGCGUGGGCCGGGUGUGUUUGAGGAGAGACAAUGUGCAAUAAUACGCUGUACAAAGUAUCAUAAGUGCGUAAGGAGCUGCGCGCGCGAUUAUAUCGAGCAUAACAAGCAUUUUGUAGAGAAAUACGCGGAGGUGGGCUAAAAAAGAUGGAAAACUAUUAUUUCUCACUAAUGUUUGGAUAUCCUCCUGCGAAUCGCGCGACAACAUUGAAUUCUCGCGAAUCACAGGAUUGUUGAGAAUUCUAUUUCUGCUAAAUACUUGUAUUAGUCUGAUUUUAGUGAAACUAUUUUGUAAUUCUCGUAACGUGAAUCUCAUAACGCGAUUUUCCAUCGUAAAUUUCGCAUUGUUAUUUCUCCUGAACUCUUGUUAAGCAACGACAAUAUCAUACUGUUUUCAUAAAUCUCCUUGCAAAUAAAUUUUUAAUCGAAUUCUGGAUUAAUCGAUUCUGGAAGAUGAACAAUUAUGAGAAUCACUGAUAGACAGAUCGCGAUUUUGCGAAGAUUUUGAUUAAUAAUAAAAAUCAUGGGUAAAAAUCAUGUAGAAAGUAACCUAAGAAAAUAAUAUAGAAAAUAUUUCAUGAUUAUUGUAUUAAUAGAUACUCGUAAGAUUAAUGUAUUUUCUUUUUUGUCAUACGAAUAGUAAAAAUGAUACAACUACGAUCGCUCCGGUACAU
Molecule: messenger RNA, 2098 nt
Organism: Pogonomyrmex barbatus (red harvester ant)
Lineage: Eukaryota; Metazoa; Arthropoda; Insecta; Hymenoptera; Formicidae
Gene: m
Product: zona pellucida domain-containing protein miniature
Source: RefSeq, a predicted model, not a curated record